This is a messenger RNA of Drosophila arizonae, 2418 nucleotides long. RefSeq lists its product as uncharacterized. The record is from RefSeq and is a predicted model, not a curated record. NCBI's taxonomy places the organism in Eukaryota, Metazoa, Arthropoda, Insecta, Diptera, Drosophilidae.
UUUUAUUUUAAAAUAUACGCAAUUUGAAUUUUUGGCCAGCUGUUUUUACUAUCAUUAAAUCGAAUCCAAUAAUGUAUGCGUGUACGAUGUGCGGUUUGAGCAAGUCCGAGCUGGGCAGCAAUCCGGAAUUCGAGUUUCGCAGCCGGCGCCGGACGAAGGAGGACUCGUACAUCGAGGGCACAUCGGACUGGUGCCCGAAGUGUGAGGCUUUGCGUUUCUUCUAUAAGAUCAUCGAUAGCGAAGCUAGGAUAAAAAUAUUACGGGACUCAAGCCAUAAUAUAGUCAACUACAAGCGCGAAGCGAGAGCCAAGACAAGAGACAACCGGGAAAUGGAUGUGCUACGAAAUUGGAAGACGCAACACGAUCUGCGUCGGGAGGCACGCAAAGUAUUACGGGAGGGGACCAAGCUGCCUUCCAAGGUGCUGCUCAGUUCCAUGAGGGGGCGCGGGUUUAGGUCACACAGCGAGGAGCACGACAGGCACAAUCAUCGUUAUCCGCAUGCUUCGCACUAUCGCUCCAAGUCAGCUAUAAACGAGCCGCAUCGUAGGAAGGACCGUGCGGAAUAUCGCAGCCAUACGGCCAGGCAAUGCGAGCAGGAGUCCAGCGAGGAAGGCGGUCAGUGCAAGAAAACUAUAGAAGAAAUUCUUGGAACACCGGGGGCUGGAAAUUCGCGCACGUCGAUCAAGUUUAAGAGUAAGCGGGAUAUAAUCAAGGUGCAGGAGCUGGAGUUGCUAAAUCCCUUUCAGGAGGAGCUGCUGUGGCGCACAAAUAAGCAUCGAGAAGACCUAGCCAAGCGUGAGCAAAAGACAGACAAGGACCAAAGUCCAACCACAAUGCUAGACUACGAAAGGAAGCCAAUUUUUAAUGCAGCCGUUAGACCGGUCAAGCAUCUGACCGUGGAGGACGCGACUAGCGAUAUGGUGGAGCGGGAGGAACUGGAUGAUCAGCUAAUCAACAAGCUGAAAGAAAAGAAGCACUUGGUUGGCGAGUGGGAGCAGAUACGACAACGUGUUGAGGAGGAGUACAUUCGGGUCAAGGCGGAGCUGGCCGAGCUGAGGGCCAAGCGAGACAAGGAAAUCGAACGAAAAAAAAAUAUAGCCACUGCACAGGCGGCUCUCGACCGACAGCGCGGUGGUGCAUACUUCGGCAAAUAUAUCGAGCCGGGCACCGAGCUCAGUAUGUCCUCGGACAAGAAGGAGAAAACUAUCGGCGACGCUUUGGAUGAGAAACUGAAUCACUUGCUGGAAUCGCUGCAGGAGAGUGCCAAUGCUGGGCAGCAAUCCGACAAGCAGGAGAAAGAGAAACCGCUGAAAGUUGAGCCCACCGCACCGCCGGCGGAGAGUCAAGUCGACUUUGCACUUAGCGAAAAGCUGUUGCGUACGGAGCAGUUUGAGAAAGUUCAAAGUGAGAUCAAUGAAGACUGCAAUCUUAAAGAGCUCCAGGACGUAUUCUUGCCCAAGCCGGAGGAUCACCACGAAUUUAAGCCCAAGCGUCUGUUGAGCAAACUGCAUAUGCUGGUGUCCACAGUGCAGCGUGCACGAUUCCGAGGAUUCCCCGAGGAUCCACAGAAGCUGCUGCACAGCCUGAACACAGUGGAGCUGAUGAAGUACCGUGAUCCACCACCGCCGCAGUUCUCCACGCUGCCCUGCAGCCCCAACGAGCUAGUCAAUCUGUUGUCCAUUAAACGCGAGGUUUUGCAGCCGAAUAUGACACGCCCACUCAAGGUGUGUCGCUCGCCCAUAUUCUGUCCCGACUCGGAGUGCCGGCGUAUGUUCUUCAUCUCGGACUUCAACGAUCACCUCACCCACGAGCAUCCCGCCCUGCCCAUGGAGCGCAUCGCGCCCUGCAUGGCCAAGACGUUCUUCCUCGACACGCGAGUCACCAUGUUGAACCAGGCCAAAUGCAACAUGGUCUACUUCGUUAAGGACAAGUUCUUCGACUCGAACUCCAACAAACAUCCCGAUCUACUGCCAGUGCUCAUCAUGACAGCCCGAAUGCAGAUAACUGAAUUCUUCAGCCUGAGAGACUCGGAGACGCUUUCCCAUAACGCCGCGUGCUGCAUACCCGACCAGGAGAUCUUCAUGCUGUGGCUAACUACCGUUCGCCCCGACGACAUCAAAAUCGUGGGCACCGUCUCCCUGUGGCCCACCAGAAGCCGGCCCAUCAUCGAGUACCUGAUGGUGCACACCAACGAGGCCUACAACAUUCGCGCCGCUCAAAGCCUGAAGGACAUCUACGGCAGCAAUCGCGCCAUAACCGUGCCAGGCAGCAUUAUUAGCCGGAUGACCAACAAUGGCGAAAACCUUCUGGCCGUACAGGUGUUAAUACAUUAGAAAUUACCUUUGGCAAUGAUUUUUUGAUGAAAUUUUUAGCGAACUGCGUUUUACAAGCAAACUUUGGGAGGGAAUUGUUUUUCUA